GAGUCCAGGAUGCUGCAGCCAAGCUGUGUUUAAAGGCUGUGUCCUCCACCUGCAGUGCAGUGGGCACAGCUUAGCGCUUCCCAGCCUUGCGCUGGAGAGGGGCUCUGUUCCUUUGGCAGCUCGGAACUCCGUUGGCUGUACGGAGUAGGGGUUUAACUGUUAGACCAGAGAAUAUUGCUGCUUUUCCUGGAGUGAUAUGGGGAGCGUAGGGCUAUAGGCAAUGAACAAUCGCUCAGAUCUGUGGUCUCCAACUUGGGACAGGACUUGGCUGUCUGUCACAGGCUCCUGGUUGAAAUGGAAGCAGAGGUUCAGCAGCAAGAAAAACUAAGGGAUCGGUUAAAAAUGGUAAAGAUGUCUGUUGAGAGACAGCGAAGCGAAGCAGAGCACCUCCAGGAAAACGUUCCUCCAUACCUGCCCAAACCAACUCGGAGCUGCAACACCGGGCCAGCUGUCAAACGGGAGGAGGCAACAAAAGCCGUUGAACCUGAAUGGUUAAAGAAAUGUAGAGAAGAGGCAAGAGCUUAUAAAGAAGUGCCGUUAAAUGUGGAAGAUCUUCAUAGCUUUUCUGUCAACACCGGUCCAGCUGUCAAACGGGAGGAGACAACAAAAGCUGAAUGCACAAAGAAAUCUAAAGAAGACACAACAGCUGUUAAACAAAUGCCCUUAAUAAGCCCUGAAGAAUUUGAUAACAUUCCUGCGUACUUGAGAGGCCGUUUAAAAUGUGAGCAGAUUAAUGCUGUCAUUCAAGAGAUCAACAAUGCUGUGGCUGCCAAGUACAAGAUCAUGCAUCAGCCGUUGAAAUCUAUGAAAGCACCAGCCAGGAAACUCUACAGCAGGUUCCUGGAAGAAGAAAUAAAGGAAACAAGAGGUGAAUUUUUCAUCAUGGAAGCUGACAUCAAAGAAUUCACCCAGCUGAAGAUGGAUAAGCGCUGCUACAACAUCCUUAGUAUCCUGCGCCACGCCCAGAGACUGAGAGAAAUUCGUUGUUCUGGAUUUGUCCGCUACAUCAUCUGCUGAUGGGGUUUCUGGAUUCCAUUUGCCCAGGAUCCAGAGCGAUGAAGUGCACUGGGUAUAGAUCUUGCCUGCAGAGGUUCUGUGUGAUCUUUCCUAUCCAGCUCUCUUAUUUUCUCAUUCGUGGGGACCAAGAGGUGUGUUUCAGCCCUCUAUCCUAGAUGGGAAGAGGUGAUUUCAAACAGCCUCACAGAAUUUUUCAGUCUCUCUUCCUACUUAAAGGAAGCGUUUGAUCUUGUUUUAACCCGUUUCUAGGUGUCUUUUUCUUCCUGUUCUAAUUUCAUAUUUUGGUGUUGGUGUUGGUGGAAUAGGAAGAUUUGAGGUGGUUUAAACGUUUCCUCACUGAGGAUCAGUGCGUUCUGUUACCCAGGGGGUUUCCCUGCUUUGUCACAGCCACACCAACCCCAUUGCCUGAAACAAGAGAGCCGUGGGGUGGUUAAGUGAAAGUUUUAACUUUUACAUUGAAAAUAGUGGUCAAACUCAUUGCAGCUUUCCUUAGAGAAGCUUGCUUCUGAAUGACCUGUUCCAGAGUGGAACUAUUGUGAUAAAUUCCAGCUCUGCGACGAAUCAGAUCUGGUUUCGUAAGAAGGGGUAUGGUAUUUUUCUUCCUUGAGUCUGUAUCUGCCAUCAAGCUAACAUCUGAUCCAAAAUACCUCCUCUUGGCCCCUGUUGGUGUUAAGGCAAUAACUUUGUUGAGUCUGUCUGUUUUGUGCAAGGCUUAAUUGACAAUGAAGUGCAUUGAUUUGGGUCCGUGUGUCAUUUGGUUUGUUUUCUGGUUGGUAGUUUGGUUUUGCCCAACUUCACGUACUCCAGAGAGUCUUUUGAGACUCAAGACUUGCCUCCCUCUGUUUCAUAAAGUCUCCUCACGAAACAGCCACACUGGUUUGCCCUUUCUUUCAUGUUUAGGUGUCACAUUUCCAGGUGUUGACUGGCUCCAGACUCACCCGCAGCCGAAGGCAAGUUUCUUGCUAUCCAUUCUGAACCUGUCCUGGCACAAUUUGAGGCCAUUUCCUCUCAUCCUAUUGCCUGUCUUGGGAGAAGAGACCAGCGCCCACCUUACCACAACCUCCUUUCUGGGAGCUGCAGAGAAAGAUGAGGUCUCCCCUCAGCCUUGUCUUCUCCAGGCUAAAA
Messenger RNA from Cuculus canorus (common cuckoo), 2142 nucleotides. Its product is annotated as spindle and kinetochore-associated protein 1-like. The coding region runs from base 295 to 1017 and encodes 240 amino acids. Gene Ontology annotation, molecular function: microtubule binding. Gene Ontology annotation, biological process: regulation of microtubule polymerization or depolymerization; mitotic cell cycle; cell division. The record is from RefSeq and is a predicted model, not a curated record. Gene Ontology annotation, cellular component: outer kinetochore; mitotic spindle; spindle microtubule. NCBI's taxonomy places the organism in Eukaryota, Metazoa, Chordata, Aves, Cuculiformes, Cuculidae. The transcript has 7 exons.